Molecule: messenger RNA, 507 nt
Organism: Oppiella nova
Lineage: Eukaryota; Metazoa; Arthropoda; Arachnida; Sarcoptiformes; Oppiidae
Source: the annotation of a GenBank genome assembly
AUGGCGAAUGGCCAGACGGACAAUGAUCAUGAAUCCGUUCAGGCUAAAUUUAAAUCAAACUCUACUAAAAGUGGCCACCAACCAGAUUGUCAGUACAAUUGGGGCCGGUAUGUGAACGGCACCUGGACUGGACUUAUUGGGGUUGUGUCGCAAAAUCUGGCUGAUAUUGGUUUAGCCGGGGUAUCCAUAACCUCUGAGAGGGCACAAGUAGUCGACUUCACCGAAUCACAUAUACUGACAUCACUCACAUUCAUAACCCCACCGCCCCUUAGGGGUCAGUCCAUGGAUUUAGUGCUCCGACCCUUUCACACCUACAUAUGGCUGUGUCUGAUGGCAUCACUUAUACUAAUGAUAAUCAGUGUAUAUCUCAUAACCAUUUACUACAUCCAACUCAACACUAUUAGUAUGAAGUGGUGUAUAAUCGCCGCUCUAUUGAAGCAGAAUAUUGUUUGGAAAAUACCGAAUAUUCUGUGUUAUGUGCAAGGUCUCAGUGCCGCACAUUAUUAG